Striga asiatica is the source of this 948-nucleotide messenger RNA. The record is from the annotation of a GenBank genome assembly. NCBI's taxonomy places the organism in Eukaryota, Viridiplantae, Streptophyta, Magnoliopsida, Lamiales, Orobanchaceae.
GCUAUCAGAUUAGUUUGACCAUAUUUCUAAUUUCACUCUAAGAUAUCCUAUCUGUGCCGAAGAACCCUCUCCUCUCCCUAGAAAACCUAAUCCCCAAAUCUGUCGUCUCCUCUCCUCUCCUCUCGCUCCAUCGCUUUGCCUUCCUCGGGGACGGCGUGGCUCCGGCAGGUGGUCAUCCUCGACUGCUCGGCCCAUCCCUGAAGUUGUAUGCCUUUGAUGUCGUCAUGGUUCGUCUGAGGUUGGAGUUCUGUCCCCAAGCGCAGCGCGGGUCUGCGGAUGGAGAUGGUGAGCCCUCGGUCUGGCAAAGAUUUCAAAUUCUGAAAGGCGAACGCUGGACUUUGAACGCCUGUGAAAGAAGCUGGGAAAGUGUCAAGUGGCAUAAAAUUUGCAAGUUCGUCCGCAUAACUGUUGAAAGGUUGCAGAUUUCAGGAAGAUUCUCAAGCGCAAGGACAGUGAUGCUGGUGAAAAGGAAGAGGAGGAUUUGGAGGGUGAGCUUCGAUGGAUUGGGGCGUAACAAGAAUUUUAAGAAAAUCACUAGCUGUGUCCAUAGCAAGCACAAAGAUCAGGUUAGGCACUACUACUAUUGGCUCGUGAGGCGGAUGAAUAAUGUUGGCCCAAAACUUUCUCUUGAUGCCAGAACUUUCUCGAGAGGGUGUAGGAGGCCGGCUUGGAUGAUAAUUGAACCAACCAGUUCACAGGACUUACGAGCUUAUGCUAAAUUUGCAACUAGGGAUAAGCUGGUGAGCGAAAGUGAGAGGUUGAGGUUGGGGAAAUUGGAAGAGGUGAGCAAGAACUUAGAGCCGAAGAGCAUAACUUAACAUUGCCUUUUGACAUAUUUUGAUUUUUAUUGUGUGAUGUAUUUGAGAGAAGCUCAACUUUUAUUUAUAUAUUUGUUUCUGUUUUUGUUCUUAUUAUUUUUUUUUAUGUGUGUGGUUGUUUUUUUUUUUU